Syzygium oleosum is the source of this 2799-nucleotide messenger RNA. RefSeq names its product metal-nicotianamine transporter YSL3-like. Gene Ontology annotation, cellular component: plasma membrane. Gene Ontology annotation, biological process: response to iron ion; seed development. The record is from RefSeq and is a predicted model, not a curated record. Gene Ontology annotation, molecular function: iron-nicotianamine transmembrane transporter activity; oligopeptide transmembrane transporter activity. NCBI's taxonomy places the organism in Eukaryota, Viridiplantae, Streptophyta, Magnoliopsida, Myrtales, Myrtaceae. The transcript has 7 exons. Bases 288 to 2309 code for a protein of 673 amino acids.
UUGUCGUUCCCCAUCGGCUCUGCUGACCCUUUCCUCUUUCGUUGCAACGUUACCCUCUUCGUCUCUUCCACCCGGAACCAUCUUCUUCACCGCCCAUUGAAGCGGUGAUCCUGCCGCCGGGGCUCGAGGCAUCCAUCUGCUCCUCAGCUUGCUAAGCUGCGUUGAACGGUCGGGUGCGUGCGUUGUUUCUUCCGUUCUUUCUUUUCUUGUGGGUCACGCUUCAGUCAGACGCCGGACGUAGUUAGAUAAAGAUCCCGACGUCACGAUCACUUCUUGCAGCGACGACUAUGCCGGCGGGGAACAUGGACGGGGAGGAGUUGAGCGAGCCCCUGAACUUCGGGAGAGAAGGUCCGGAGGAAGCGCCCGGGGGGCGAGCGGGCUUCGCGAGAGCCGUUCCUCCGUGGACGAAGCAGAUCACGGCGAGGGGGAUAGUGGCCGGGUCGGCGGUCGGGAUCGUUUACGGGGUGAUCGUGAUGAAGCUCAACCUCACCACCGGGCUCGUGCCGAAUCUGAACGUCUCGGCCGCGUUCUCGGCCUUCGUGUUCGUGAAAGCAUGGACCGAGGUGCUCCGCAAGGCCGGCGUCAUGUCGACCCCGUUCACCCGGGAGGAGAACACCACGAUUCAGACGUGCGCCGUCGCGUGCUAUAGCAUCGCUGUCGGAGGCGGUUUCGGGUCUUACCUGCUGGCCUUAAACAAGAAGACUUACGAACAAGCUGGGGAUGCGCCUGGUAAUACUCCCGAGAGCACAAAAGAACCCGGGAUCGGUUGGAUGACCGGCUUCCUCUUUGUUAGCAGCUUUGUUGGGCUUCUGGCACUUGUUCCUCUCAGAAAGAUCAUGAUAGUAGAUUACAAACUGACUUAUCCAAGCGGAACUGCUACGGCUGCGCUUAUUAAUGGGUUUCAUACUCCUAAAGGAGACGACAUAGCCAAGAAGCAGGUUCGGGGUUUCGCGAAGUUCUUUUCGAUCAGUUUCCUGUGGGCUUUUUUCCAGUGGUUCUUUUCGGGGGGCGAGCGAUGUGGAUUCUCGCAGUUACCGAUUUUUGGAUACAGCGCCUGGAAAAACUCAUUUUACUCCGAUUUCAGCAUGAGCUACAUUGGAGCUGGAAUGAUCUGUUCCCAUCUCGUGAACUCGUCUCUGCUGCUCGGCGCUCUGCUCUCCUGGGGAAUCAUGUGGCCUCUGAUUGGUCGCCGUGAAGGGGACUGGUUUCCCAAUACGCCACCCGAAGGCAGCAUGAAGAGUCUCAAUGGUUAUAAGGUUUUCAUUUCAAUAGCUCUCAUUCUGGGCGACGGACUCUACAAUUUCCUAAAAGUACUGUAUUUCACUACAAAGAGCGUCUGUGCUAGGGUGAACACCAAGAACCGUAAGACCUUUCCUGAGGAUGAGAAUCAGUCUCUUGACGAUCUUCGGCGGAACCAAGUAUUCGCGAGGGACAGCAUUUCCGUUUGGAAGGCCUGUGCAGGGUACGCUUUCGCCUCCAUCAUCUCCGUCGCCGUGAUCCCCAUCAUGUUCCCUGAGCUAAAGUGGUACUAUGUAGUUGCUGCUUACAUGCUUGCGCCCCCACUUGGCUUCUGCAAUGCCUAUGGGGUGGGACUCACAGAUAUGAACAUGGCCUAUAAUUACGGAAAAGUAGCGCUCUUUGUGCUAGCCGCUUCGGCUGGAAACGAUUCCGGCGUUGUCGCUGGACUAAUUGGGUGCGGUCUAAUUAAAUCUAUUGUUUCCAUCUCUUCCGAUCUGAUGCAAGACUUCAAGACUGGUCAUCUGACACUGACCUCUCCCCGAGCGAUGCUUCUUAGCCAAGCCAUUGGGACGGCCUUAGGUUGCGUGGCAGCCCCUCUAACUUUUUUCCUCUUCUACGACACGUUCGAUGUGGGAAAUCCGCAGGGUGAGUAUAAGGCUCCUUAUGCUAUUGUUUACCGCAGUAUGGCCCUUCUAGGAAUGGAAGGAUUCUCUGCCCUCCCCCAGCAUUGCUUACAGCUCUGCUACGGCUUUUUUGCCUUUGCCGUGGCAGUAAACUUGGCUAGAGACCUCUCGCCUAAACACAUAGGGAACUGGGUACCGCUUCCAAUGGCUAUGGCCGUGCCUUUCCUAGUUGGUGCCUACUUUGCAAUAGAUAUGUGUGUGGGGAGCUUCAUAGUUUUUGCGUGGCACAAAAUCAACGGUGAAGAGGUGGGCUUGAUGGUUCCUGCUGUUGCUUCUGGUCUGAUUUGCGGAGACGGUUUGUGGAUCCUUCCGUCCUCGAUCCUUGCUCUCGCUAAAGUUCGUCCGCCAAUCUGUUUGAGAUUCUCUCAAACUACUCAGUUCUUUUAGAGGCCAACUGCUUUUGGAGGUGAAACAAACCGAUAUGCUUAUCAGAUGAAGGAACUAUACACAACCCACCAUCUAAUCUGAGUUAAGAAGCUGACCGAGAAGUUUCAGUCGCAGCAAACUAACAGAAGAUCGAUCAUGGAAUUAUACACAUGAAGGAGAUGCACAACCCAGCAUCUAAUAUGAGUUAAGAAGCUGACCGAGAAAUUUCAGUCACAGCAAACUAACAGAAGAACGAUCAUGGAAUUAUACACAUGAAGGAGAUGCACAACCCAGCAUCUAAUAUGAGUUAAGAAGCUGACCGAGAAAUUUCAGUCACAGCAAACUAGAAGAAGAUAGCUAUUGGAAAUGCUUACAGGCUUCAUAUAUUCAUCUGAUUAAAGUGAUUUUGUACAUAUAGCAAGGAGCCUUUUCUCUGCUGAUCUGAAUAUCCGUGGGAACGGAUUGAAUGGAAGAAUUGAAGUGCUCUUGAAGAGGUGGAUUGUAACUUAAA